AUGCCUCCGCUCGACCGUUUCUCCAUGCUUCAUUCGGCCGUCGACAAGUCACCCGCCAUCUGGGAUUCCGCGCAAGCAGACCGCAUUGGCUGUGACGAACUUGUCAGUCAAAUCAAUGAGGCCCAUGUUUUUCUGACGGCUUACUGUGCCAGUUACCCACCACCGUAUCCGAACAUCGUAGACAGUCUUCUCGUGACGGCUUCUGCCACCGUACAAGAUCUUCCGCCUCGUUUGCAGAAUCCUCUCUGGUGUGCAUGGCAGCUUUCUCCAGAAGUCACAGAGACAGUAUUAUUGGCCGGACCUUUUACCCUCACCGAAGUGCCUUUGCUAGUUGAGUUACCACCUCCCCCGCCACGGACUUCGCCUAGAAAGCACAAAGGUGGUCCAAGCCCACCUGUUGCGGAUCGGAUGAAAUUCGGCCUGCCGUGCGACUUAUCCAAGGACGUGCCCAAACGUUCCAAGCGAGACACACCUGUCGUUCAACUGAAAGCGACACCCAUCAAGACUGAGCCAGUCUCCGAGGCUCCUUCCAGUGUAGAGCCACCUUCUACUAAGUCUACUAAGACCCAUGCCGUUUCUGUUAAAUCCGACAAGACGGAGGCCAAAACCUGUGGCCGGCAUGGCCGAGAAGUGGUGGAGACGCCUCUUCCUCCUUCGGCGCGUCAACCUAUGCCUACCAUUGCCGUUAUUGCUGAGGAUACCCAUGGCAUCUCAGGCUGUACUAUGUGUGCCAGUCGCCGUGUUCUCUGUACCCACAAGGAGCCGCACUCCACCUGCGCUAAUUGCGCCAAGUUGGGGCACUGUUCCUGCCGCCUGUCAGCUGACGACCUUCAAGAGGUCCGGGACACGCUCUUGCCCCUCGCCCAGGGUGCUUACCCUUUGGUUGAAAUGUACGAUAUCAACUUUCGAACUGCCGACCGCACCAUCUGCCAUCUCCUCAAUUGUCUCCACGACACUUAUCAGAUCUGGUCGGCCUCAUUGUGCAACAUGUUGCAGGCCUUCGCCCAGAUCGAGGAAGACCACGAUACUGACACGCUCAUGAAGUUCGCCUGCUGCUUCCCUGUCGGACGCCGAUUACUGAUCGACAUGGGGUUGGUGGAAGAGAAGGAUAACAAAGAACUGGACCACGUAGCUGCACCCCAGGUCCGGCAUUAUUAUCCGAGGGAACCUGCUCGACGCGUUGAAACUCUAACAGGUCCAGAACCAUCUCUCCCUUCGUGGCGUGCCAUUUCUCCUUAUCCAUCGGGUGCCGAGCAAGCGAAGGUCCAAGAGUCCAAGGAUGGAGAAGAUGAAACCCAGGUUGCAGACGACCUCCAAGUCGACCAGCUCCAUUCCUCGCCUGUCCAUCCUGAACGUCGGACUCGGUCGUCGUCACUGGCAAGUGACCCGGACUUUUAUGCCUCUGACUGUACUGACGAAGCGUUUUCUGAUUCCUCCGUUGGUUCCGACCUUGUCACCCUUCAUCCCAAUGCCGACGUUCCUGCUCCGCAUCUGCCAUCUACUGGACAUAUGGCUCCCAAAGACAUAGUAUGGCAUCGCAAGUACCUUGCUAAAGUGGGGGUGGCUGAUAGCUGGAUUUGGGAUGACGAUGAGGCCCUCUCGAAUAUGGAACCACGGGACGACUUGGUAGAAGGUAGUGUGGAUGAAGAAAAAUCCCUCAAAGGGUCACCGGAGUGA
This is a messenger RNA of Desarmillaria tabescens, 1677 nucleotides long. RefSeq lists its product as uncharacterized. Gene Ontology annotation, molecular function: zinc ion binding; DNA-binding transcription factor activity, RNA polymerase II-specific. The record is from RefSeq and is a predicted model, not a curated record. NCBI's taxonomy places the organism in Eukaryota, Fungi, Basidiomycota, Agaricomycetes, Agaricales, Physalacriaceae. Gene Ontology annotation, biological process: regulation of DNA-templated transcription. The transcript is spliced from 5 exons. The coding region runs from base 1 to 1677 and encodes 558 amino acids.